AUGAACCAUCAAGUUGAUGACCGGAAGGAGUUUCAGGUCGAUUGCUCGGCGACGGGAGAUCCCAAGUCAAGGCACGAUUCAGCCGGAGGAGGAGGAGGAGGCAGUGGUGGUGGUGGUGGAGGUGCGAGGUACAAGCUGAUGUCACCGGCGAAGCUUCCAAUCUCGAGGUCGACGACUGACAUCACGAUUCCUCCUGGGUUGAGUCCGACGUCGUUUUUGGAAUCUCCUGUUUUCAUCUCCAACAUCAAGGCAGAACCUUCCCCUACUACUGGCUCUUUGUUCAAGCCCCGACCAGUGCACAUUAGCUCAAGUUCUUAUACAGGAAGGCCAUUCCAGCAGAACACCUUCACCGAGCAAAAGCCCUGUGAAUUUGAGUUCAGACAUCCUGCAUCCAAUAUGGUUUAUGCAGAGCUUGACAAGCAUAGAAGUGAGCCAACAGUACAAUUCCAAACCCAGUGCCAUGGAUCCUUACACUCACCCUCUUCGAUCAGUGAGGCUGCAGCUUCCUCAAGCGAGCUAAGGCGGGCAACUUCUCCUCCUCUUCAGACGGCACCAGCAAGCUCAGAUAUUCCGGCCGGAUCUGACCAAGAUGAAUCAAUCCAGACAUCGCAAAACGACUCCAGAGGAAGUACGCCAUCGAUCUUGGCUGAUGAUGGUUACAACUGGAGAAAAUAUGGUCAGAAACAUGUCAAAGGGAGUGAAUUUCCCAGGAGCUAUUAUAAAUGUACACAUCCUAACUGUGAAGUGAAGAAGUUGUUUGAAAGGUCUCAUGAUGGGCAGAUCAUAGAUAUUAUAUACAAGGGCACACAUGAGCAUCCUAAACCUCAACCUGGUCGCCGAAACUCUGGUGGUCUUGGUGUGCCUGCACAAGAAGAAAGGCUAGACAAGUAUUCUCCUUUGAAUGAGAAGGGAUCUAGCGUCUACAACUUGUCUCACUCCUCUGAGCAAACUGGUAACCCUGAGGUACCUCCUGUCUCAGCAACUGAUGAUGGUGGGGAAGUAGCAGCGUCAAAUGGGAAUAAAGAUGAUCCAGACGAAGAUGAUCCAUAUACAAAACGAAGGAGGUUGGAUGGGACCAUGGAGAUAACUCCACUUGUGAAACCCAUCCGGGAGCCUCGAGUUGUUGUUCAAACUCUAAGUGAGGUUGACAUACUCGAUGAUGGUUAUAGGUGGCGUAAAUAUGGGCAGAAAGUCGUCAGGGGAAACCCAAACCCGAGGAGCUAUUACAAAUGCACAGCUGCUGGAUGCCCAGUGAGAAAACACGUGGAGAGGGCAUCACAUGAUCCAAAAGCUGUAAUAACAACAUACGAAGGCAAACACAAUCAUGACGUUCCUACUUCAAAGUCUAGUAACAGCAACCAUGACACCCAGCCUCGGUUCAGACCAGAUGAAACUGACACCAUCAGCCUCAAUCUUGGUGUUGGAAUCUCACCUGAUGAACACAAUUCCAACGAGCAUCAACAUCAGCAACAGAAUCAACAACAACUCAUCAACCAAACUCACCCAAAUGGAGUUGGUUUCAGGUUCGUUCAUGCCAGUCCCAUAACAUCCUACUACGCUAGCCUAAACAAUGGUAUGAAUCAGUAUAGCCCGAGAGAAACUCAGAACGCGACUCAAAGUGGUGACAUCUCGACCGUGAACCAUUCGUCUCACCCAUAUUCGCAUAACAUAGGGAGAAUACAGUCAGGUGUAGGGCUCGGCUUCGUCGUGUACGUGUUUCCGAAUCCGGACGUCGAGCUGGUUCCAUCGUCAUCGAUCCGCGAGAUGCAUCAAACAUGA
This is a messenger RNA of Microthlaspi erraticum, 1779 nucleotides long. NCBI's taxonomy places the organism in Eukaryota, Viridiplantae, Streptophyta, Magnoliopsida, Brassicales, Brassicaceae. The record is from the annotation of a GenBank genome assembly.